AGAGUGGGGUUAAAAUUUAAAAAAUAAUUACCGGCGAUAUAUAUUUUAUGUACAUUUAUUUUAAACUAAUUUAAUUCUCCUUGGCGAUUUAAUAUUAAGGUCGACAUUAUGAAGUCAUUAUACUGUCACGGAGUUAGAGAAUUAAAAUAUAUAUAAUUAAUGAAAUAACAAUUGGAAUAUAAUAAGAAAAUAUUAGAGGGAAGGUCGAGAUGCGCUUCCAUAGGAGAUGCGGAGACAGGGUCACCCUUCUGCACAAUAAUUUUACGGCAGUUAGGAACUUUGUCGAGUUUAAUCAUGGCCUGGUCCUAAGCGACCAGCCUCUGAAAGACGAUGUCAUGUUCGAGGUUUGCAUCGAUCGAAAGGUUAAUGUGUGGAAUGGAAGUCUUGAAAUUGGUGUUACAACACAAAAUCCGGAAUAUAUGGACUUGCCUGCAACAGCAACUAAACUGAGAAAUACUGCUUGGAUACUGUCCGGCAGUUCAGUUGUUAGGGAUGGUGUGACACAUUUGCCAUCUUAUGGCCCCGAGCUUGACACACUGCAAGAAGGUGAUUGUGUGGGUGUCAUGAGAACUAGUCGAGCUGAGUUGCUAUUCUUCAUAAAUGGAAGGUGCCUCGGUGUGGCUGCAAUGGAUAUGCCACCACUGUUGUAUGCGGUAAUAGAUUUGUAUGGGCAAUGCGUUCAAAUUACUCUGGUACCACAAUCACCUGAUACAUCUAGACCUGCGAUUGCAAAUGAGGAAUCUUCUAAUGAAGCAGCAGGUCAUGAUGGGCCGGUGUCACUAAUGGAAGUUGUAAACUAUACGCCAUCCGUUGCACCAAAAGCCAUCGUUCCAAGGGAGGAUUAUCUCACCAAUUCAACGGAGUCUUGUACAUUUUAUAACAUAGAUCGUUUGAGGUUUCACCAUAGGUGUGGUGUGCUUGUCCGACUCUCACAUCACAAUAGGACGGCGGAGCGUGCUCGACCAAUGGAUGACUAUAAUGACGCGGUGGUGAUGACGUCACGGCCUCUCCAUGAUGACGAACUGUUCGAGAUACGUAUCGAACGCCUCGUGCAUAAAUGGAGUGGCAGCUUAGAGGUGGGUGUAACCAAUCAUGAUCCAGCAACAAUCCAGUUUCCUUCAACAAUGACCAAUGUGGAAACUGGCACAGUGAUGCUCUCCGGCUCCAAGGUGCUUAUCAACGGCCAGGGUACCUGCACCGAGUAUGGCUCUAUGAACCUCGAUGAAUUAAAGGAGCGGGACAUGGUGGGGCUGAUGAGGAAGGCAUGUGGAAGUCUCCAUUACUUCAUCAACGGUGAAGACCAGGGUGUGGCAGCAAGAGAUGUGGCUGCACCAGUGUGGGGCGUGGUUGACCUCUACGGGAUGACCUCUAAGGUUUCCAUUGUGGAUCAAUAUGAUGAUAGUAAUCUUCACGAUAUAUCGCCGCUGCCUAGCGUCUCUGUGUUGGCUGGCUUAAGUGACCUAGCUCCUGAGGUAGAUGCGGACGCGGAUGCGGAUGUAGAUACAGAUACGAAUGAAAUAGAAGAUGACAGUCAUUUAUUUCAUACGCUGCGUGCUUCGAAUGUUGUUAUUAUUAACAAUGGUAAGACUGCUUAUAGGCCUAACGCUAUGGAAUUCUUCAAUGAAGGGCUCGUAAUGACCAACCGGCCCCUGAAGAGUGACGAAUUGUUCCAAGUUAGAGUCGAUAUGAUCGUACCAAAGUGGGCGGGGAAUAUUGAACUCGGAGUCACGCAACAUACAUCAAAUGAAAUAAACUUCCCAUACAAACUUAGCAAUGCCAAAAGUGGCACAUGGGCCUUGGUCGGUGAGGACGUGAUCCGCGAUGGUGUCAUCAUCAGCUCCCAGUACACCAGGAACCUCAACAGACUCGUGGAAGGUGAUACCAUCGGCCUGAUGCGGACCAGCCUCGGCGUUCUCCACUUUUACAUCAAUGGUGAAGACCAGGGUCCUGCAGCCUACAAUGUACCUGAUCAACUAUAUGGAAUUAUCGAUCUGUACGGUCGUGCGGGCCAGGUGAGCAUCGUGGAAGGCAGAGUAGACCCCCCAGUCUACUCGCCAGAAUCUCCGCUCUCUACUGAAUCUAUUAUAACCUCUUUUCCGGAGAUGUGUUUCCACCUGGUGCAUGGACGCAAUGCGGUGCUGUCUCGGUCGCGGCUGACCGCGUCCCGCGCCGCUGUCUACUCGGAGUUUAACGACGCGGUGUUGUUCAGUUCCCGGCCUCUCCGAGAGUGCGAUAUGUUUGAACUACGUAUCGACGCGAUGGUCGACUGCUGGAUAGGCAGCAUUGAAAUGGGUGUGACCGGGAUCCGGCCGGAGGAUCUGGAGGGUGUUGGGGGAGUGGGGGGUGCGCUGGCCGGUACCGCGACCGACCUGACGGGGGAUACUUACGUGCUCAGUGGUGCAGCUAUCAUGAAGGAUGGAGAAUGUGUACGAAGCGGAUACAGGCUUGAUCUAGAUACACUGUCUAUUGGCAGUAGAGUUGGUAUGAUGUGGCAUGCUGAUCGAAGUCUGCAUUACUAUUUGGAUGGUAUGGAUAUGGGCCAAGCGUGGCAUGUACCACAUCUCAACAUCUACGCAGUUGUCGAUCUCUAUGGACAAUGUACACAGGUGACGAUAUUGCAAAAUGAAGGUCGUACGUUCAACUGCAACCCCGGUACGACCUCGGACAACUCCCUGCUGGAUAUGACCCAGCAACCAGCAGCCCCACCACAGCCUUAUUGUACAUUCUCCGAGUACUGUGGGGACAACGUGCGUGUGACUAAGGAAUAUUCGAUUGCAAAGCGUUUGUACUACGAUCCCUUCGGAGCCCUCGUCUUCAGCUCCUCACAUUUAGCACUGGAAGAGAUGUUUGAGGUGAAGAUCUUAAAGCAGCGCACCGGGUUAGGGGGUGGGCUGCGAGUGGGAAUUACCGAUAUCAAUAUACUAAAUGCUCACGUCAACCGCAGCCUCCCGCCCGCUUCUUACUACUUACCCCACUUCACCGCAUACAUUGACGGGAAACACAUGUUUUAUACAAGACCAGGGACCCGGGAACGAGACGCAAGACUCGUGGUCCCUUCCUUCGAGUGGCUGAGACCAGGAGACCGCAUUGGACUGAAAAUGACCUCAGACCACCGAGUCGUGAUCUAUUAUAACUAUGAACCACUUGAUGUAGCAUUUGAAGGCGUGCCCGAUAAAGUGUACGCUGUAAUCGAAUUACACGGAGAAGUUAGUAAGAUUCAAGCUAUGAAGGUAGCUAAUGCUCUGCCCCCGCAAUUAAACGAGUCCUUUCUGAGACGUGAGGUGGAGACGUUCCAAGAAGUGACGUCACUGAAGCCCUGUGAAGACAUGGAUGGUAGCCUCGAGGGUAUAGAGGGUACUCCAGCGCCCUCCCCCGCGCCCCCAGCACCCCCUGCCGCCCGCCGCAGCCCUCGCCCUUACACUUUUCAUAGUGUCCACGGAAAUAACAUCAAAUUAUGCAGCUCGGACACGGUGGCUGUGCGUACUUGUAGCUACAAGGGUGGGCUGGCAGUCGUCAGUCAGCCUAUCAGACGUGGACAGAGCUUUAUGUUUCGCGUGGACAAAGUGGAGGCAAGGUGGUCAGGUAGUUUGGGCGUAGGUGCCCUAGGUUACCUGCCCGAUGAACUGCCCGACCUGGCAGGUGCUAUCGAGCCCCCAGCCUGGCUGCUCGCGCCCGACCUCUGCGCGGACAACGGAACAUUCUACCGACCGGAGAUAUCUCGUGUGUUGGAGGAGGUUUGCGAGCGAUCGGUGGUGAGUGUGGAGUUCCUCUGCGAUGGCCGACUGCUGGUGGCUGCAGAUGGACGUCCUCUCUGCGCCCUCGCCACCGUACCUGAUACUCUUGAUGCCCUCUACCCCCUUAUUGAUGUCUACGGGAAAGUCUGCCAGGUGUCAAUAUUGCUUCAUCCAUACGUGUUGGGAAGUGGCGCUUCUUUAGACCUGCCGAGCGUUAUAGCAACCCGCGAGGACAGUUCCGGUGUAUCUGAACUUCCUGAGGAUGAUAUGUCACCGGAAGACGCGCCCUCUCUCGGAGACACGAAACCACGAGCUCAUAGUCAUACUGGCCUUGCUGAGGAACUACCACCUUCCCGCCCCACAGUCACCAUGCACCAAAGCCUCAUGCUGCCUCCUCCUACCCUCGACCGUAUGCACAAAAGCCACUCCAGCCAAAACUAG
Papilio polytes (common Mormon) is the source of this 4175-nucleotide messenger RNA. RefSeq names its product neuralized-like protein 4 (gene Neurl4). NCBI's taxonomy places the organism in Eukaryota, Metazoa, Arthropoda, Insecta, Lepidoptera, Papilionidae. Bases 210 to 4175 code for a protein of 1321 amino acids. The transcript is spliced from 29 exons. The record is from RefSeq and is a predicted model, not a curated record.